CGGAAAUAAAGAGAAUAAGGAAAAUUCAGCGUUAUCAUCACGACCCAAAAAACGCGUCAAAAGUUACGAACAAACUUAUCUUGAUCUAGGACAAAAGAAUUUUGGUACAUAUACAUGUCCAGAAUGUCAAAUGUCUUAUGUUCAAGGAACACUAGCUGAUGAUACAUUACAUACUAAUUUUCAUCGCUUAACCCUUGAAGGAAUUAAAUAUCAUAGUUAUCAAGAUGAAAUUACGUUGGAAACAAUUCCUGAAAUUAAUGGUCGUGUGGUAUUGCUUGUUUAUAAUGAAACACGGUUCUUUGAAAAACUUAAAAUCAAAAACACUAUUGAGUGGGUCAAUUUAGAGCUUGGUGCGGUAGAAAUGACCGAGGAGAAGUUAAAGAUGAGUAAAGCGUACUUUUAUGUCGCUAAUAAAUAUGACAUUGUUGGAUUCGCUUUGGCAGUUCGAAUUGAAAAAGCCUACAGAGUUGUUGAUUCUUCAAGCGAAAAUGCUCAAAACGAAUCCAGAAAAGUGUCAAAAUUGCAAAUUGGAAAUGAUAAUGAUGGGUCGGGUAUUUUCUGUAGUACGAAACCACUUCGUGCUGCUUGUGGAAUUAGCCGGUUAUGGGUUAAGAGAGACUAUCGAAGGAAAAAAAUUGCGACAAAACUAUUGGAUAGCGUCAGAAAAAAUUUUAUUUAUGGUUGUGAACUCAAGCCUGAUGAAGUAGCAUUCUCGCAACCAUCUGGAGAUGGUAAAGCUUUUGCCUCUCAAUACACAGGAACUCGAGAGUUUUUAGUGUAUGCUGAUGAAUAGAUGCGUAUUUGCAUAUAGUUUUAAAACAAAUAG
Rhizophagus irregularis DAOM 181602=DAOM 197198 is the source of this 826-nucleotide messenger RNA. RefSeq lists its product as uncharacterized. Gene Ontology annotation, molecular function: protein-lysine-acetyltransferase activity. Gene Ontology annotation, cellular component: nucleus; chromatin. Lineage: Eukaryota; Fungi; Glomeromycota; Glomeromycetes; Glomerales; Glomeraceae. The record is from RefSeq and is a predicted model, not a curated record. Gene Ontology annotation, biological process: mitotic sister chromatid cohesion.